CGCAAUAUGGAGCAAAGUCUUAAAGAAGCAGAGGUUUCCAAUAGUAAGGAUUACUGCAACUAAAUCAUCACGAACACGAAAAACGCGAAAAGCAUAACUGCAUCAUACUCAACCGUGUCUCGCAAGAAAAUGCCGUCCGCUUCCCAAUACUCGAACAUGAAGCCACUUCCCGAUGCCCCUGCAGACGAAGCUCCGCCGCCUUCCCGCCAGCCUUUAAUGUCUAUUCGCAGAGCUUCAGCAGGACGAUGCUUCUCGGCGAGCACCAGAGCCAGCCGUUCUAUGGCAUGUCGAUACACAGCGGAUUGAGCAGCUCGCCGCCCAUUGUGUUGCAUUCUGGCCCGUCGGAUAGGUUCCCGCCGCUCGCGUCAGUAGAGUACCACGGCUUCAGCAGCAGAAUGAGCAUAACGCUGCCACCUGCGCCUAUUCGUACACCAGGCGGCGGGCCCAUCAUCGAACUGGAAUCAAAAAGCGAUUUCCCGUCGUGGAGCUACAUUUUCGCCAUAGGCGUUGGACCGAACUGCGAAACACUUGAGCACUUUGAAUGGAGGACAAGCUCUGGCGAAGCGAUCGCUGCGCUGGAUGGCCGAAGCAGGGGUUGGAAGCUCAUCAGGCUGGCUCAAUCAGUGCCCCAGAAUGCCGGACCAGGUGCAUUCAGGGGAGGUGAUGGAAAGGAAGUAGUCGCUGUCUGGACGGAUGCCGGCAUGAGCAUGACAAAGUUGGCCAAGUUUGCGUUCAUGGGCAGUGGGUUGACGGGUGAGCUGGGCGAACGGUGGGCAAUUAUGGCCGUCAUAUCUGGCUUGGCCAUCUUUGAGAGACAGAGACAGCGAAGGCGAAACAAUCACUAAUCUCUACAACCGCCAAGGCUGAGGAGACGGAGUUGAAAGAUUGAUGGAUGAGCUCACGAUUUGUAAGAUGCCCAGGCGCUCCAGGGAACCGUUUCGUUUAGUUUAGUUUUGAUACCCGUAGACCUUAACAGGCGAUUGAACUUGUAUAGUAAAGAUAAGAUCGC
Messenger RNA from Colletotrichum acutatum, 1009 nucleotides. RefSeq lists its product as uncharacterized. The coding region runs from base 246 to 845 and encodes 199 amino acids. NCBI's taxonomy places the organism in Eukaryota, Fungi, Ascomycota, Sordariomycetes, Glomerellales, Glomerellaceae. The transcript has 2 exons. The record is from RefSeq and is a predicted model, not a curated record.